This is a messenger RNA of Thalassophryne amazonica, 2812 nucleotides long. RefSeq names its product arfaptin-1-like. The transcript has 8 exons. Gene Ontology annotation, biological process: intracellular protein transport; regulation of Arp2/3 complex-mediated actin nucleation. NCBI's taxonomy places the organism in Eukaryota, Metazoa, Chordata, Actinopteri, Batrachoidiformes, Batrachoididae. Gene Ontology annotation, cellular component: trans-Golgi network membrane. The coding region runs from base 211 to 1206 and encodes 331 amino acids. Gene Ontology annotation, molecular function: protein domain specific binding; phospholipid binding. The record is from RefSeq and is a predicted model, not a curated record.
CGUCCCCCAUUCAAAGCGAGCAACAGACGCUGCCAAACAGUUCCGGGUCUGUCUGUCUUUUCUUCUGAAGGUUUUAAAGUGUUUUGAAGUUAAAAGUUUAAUAUUUCGUUGUUGGAUAUGUUAAAAUGUGAGUGAAGUGAAGGACUGGCUGAAGAAAGAAAAGCUGACGGAUAAAAAGAAAAGGCAGCGUUUGUUUUUCGGGCGAACAGGAUGGAGGGGGCGGAGCAAAGAGGAUCCAUCAAUGUGGCAUUGAGUGUCACAAAGGAUGAGACUCCUGCUAUGGAACCAAACAGUUACUACAACCACACUGAUGACAACGUCCUCUCCAGUCCAGCUGAGGCCUCACCAACGGUCACCAUGGAAACGACUUGGCGUAAAGAUGUCCAGGGAGUGAUGCCAGAGAAAAAGGGAAAUGGACCAAUCAUUGUCCAGGGCAAGAACCUAGCAGGUGAGAAGCUGGAGAGAGUUCGAAAGUGGAGCAUCAGUACCUACAAGUGUACCAGGCAGGCUCUCUCAGAAAAGCUCGGUCGCGGGUCCCGUACGGUGGAUCUGGAUCUGGAGCCUCGCAUGGAGCUGCUCCGAGACGAGCGGCAGCGCUAUGAAAAUGUGAUCAAACUGGCUGAGAUGCUGGCCAAUCAGCUUGCGCAGUUCGCAGUUACCCAGAAGACCCUGGGGGACACCUUCUCUGACCUCAGCCUCAAAACACCAAAGCUGCAUGUGGAGUUUGGCAUGAACGCAGACGUGCAGAAGUUCCUCUCCAAGAGCGGCGAGACUCUGACGGCGGCGGUUAACUCCUUCACGGCUGACAUGAGCACCCUGGUCAACAAAACCAUCGAGGACACCAUGUUGGACACCAAGUUGUAUGAGGAGGCCAGGAUCGAAUAUGAUGCAUACCGAGUCGACCUGGAGGAGCUGAACCUAGGGCCACGGGACGCCACCACCCUGCCCAAACUGGAACAGGCGCAGAAAAACUUCCAGGGCCAGAGGGAUCGAUACCAGAAGGUCAGAGACGACCUGUCUGUCAAACUCAGACUGUUGGAGGACAACAAGGUCAGAGUCCUACAUAACCAGUUGUGGCUGCUCCACAACGCCGUCGCAUCACACAGUUUGUCUUGUCACAGUUUCCUGGAACAGAACAUUCAGAAGGCCAGAGACACCCUCGGGGUCGGCAGCGUGGACGACCCCUCCUGGCUGGAGGACUGUUGAUAUUUGGGGAGGAGCGGAGAAAUAUAGUUCAGGUGUGAAAAUGUGUUUUGGUGGAUUUUUUUAUUUAUUUAUCUUAAAAUAUCUACAAACUGGAUUCCAGCUGGUUUUGGACUUUCCUCCUUCAGGUCUGGAAAGUUGAGCAUCAGUCUACAAACGACAAGCUAGUUCUCCAGAGAGAACUCCUGAGCGGUUUAUAACAGAGGCAUGUUUCUGCUCCUCGUGGGUGUCUCAGAGUGUAUUUGGGAGAAAAGUGCUCUAAUUCUCCAUGAGGCAUUAAGCCCGUCUUUGAACUUGGAAAAAUCCUUAGAUGCUGCCAAAGAGAAACUCACAGCGACUCAAUUGACUCAACUGGGAAACAUCUUCCGCUCCACAGGACCAGAACUACAAAACCAUACACCUGGCAGAUGAAUACCUCUAAACGGAGAUACGGGAUGGGUUUUAUUGGGUUGAUCCUGGUUACUAUCUACCUUUCUGAGUCUUGGUACUCAGACUUUUACCAACAAAACUCGUAACUCCGUAAGCUUCAUCUGCCAUCUUAUUAACAUGCUAUUAUUUAAUAGAAUUUACGUUUUUAAAUAUCAACCAUGAGCCAGAAAUGUUAGCGUUUUGUCACCAUCGACACUGAAAAAAAGAAUAGUUGAACCAACUUAAAUGAAUUGUUUAAAUUGGUAACAUCUAAAUGAAUUAAGUUGUUUGAACUUAAGUUUGUAAAUUGGAGUUAAUCUAACUUACUAACUUAAAUUCAGACAACUUAAUUUAUUCAGGUGUUUCCAUUUGAAACAACUUUUUAAGUUUUUAAGUUGGUUCUUUUUUCAGUGUACUGCACGUAACUGUGUUUUCAAAGACUGAAAGUUAUAUUCAGUUUUCAUGAAAUUGCUACUUUUUUCUGACUCGGACCAAAAAUUCACUCGCAUCUUCCGCCUCAUAAAUAUUUUUUGGUUUCCACUCCAUAGAUGUAUGUUUCUUUUGGGGGGGGGGGGCAAAAUAACACGACACUUAUUUUAAAAAAUGUAACCACUAGAUGUUAGUCAUUCAUAAUUUAACUAUAUGAUGGUAAAAGGCCACCUUUUGUGUUGCACCAUGUAUGUUCUCGCAUUUUUUGCACUUAAAUUGCAGGAACUGCCUUUUACUGCUCCAAUUCCUUCCAUUAUAUUUAUAUGCAUUUAUUUAGAUUUUUUUAAUGUGCAUGAUUGUGUUGUUUGAGGGUGUGGAUUAUUUGUGCAAUAAUAGCUGGAAAAAUUUUCGAACUUUUCAGCUCAGUUGAAGUCUCAAUAUUUGCAACAAAUUUAAUUCAAGAUAAAUUAAAACGUAACAUGAAAUUCAAGACUUUUCCUUGAAAAUGUUUCGUUGCAGUAAAGAAAACAUCACGUGUUGGACAAAUGGGGACGUUCAGUGGCAGAAUUAAUGUUUUAACAGUUGCAUUUUUACACUUCUCGUGAUGAAACAUUUGUGGAACUCCUUACAGAAGUGGACUCUGAACCAGGAUCGUUCCAUUUUUCUGCCAGCGGGACCAAAGAUCAAGUGAAUCUGAACUCCAAUCAAAAUGUGUUAAAAGUGGUUUUAUUCUUGUUUGAAAUAUGUUUAUGAUGCCAAAUAAAGUUCUUGA